Messenger RNA from Pieris napi, 6353 nucleotides. It is a transcript of the gene dia, whose product is annotated as protein diaphanous. Gene Ontology annotation, biological process: actin cytoskeleton organization; actin filament polymerization. The record is from RefSeq and is a predicted model, not a curated record. Gene Ontology annotation, cellular component: actin filament; cytoplasm. The transcript is spliced from 29 exons. NCBI's taxonomy places the organism in Eukaryota, Metazoa, Arthropoda, Insecta, Lepidoptera, Pieridae. The coding region runs from base 278 to 3625 and encodes 1115 amino acids. Gene Ontology annotation, molecular function: actin binding; small GTPase binding; microtubule binding.
AGUAUACUGCCCUACACCGUCGUGAGAGUACGUACGAUUCAUACAAUGAAUCACAUUAGCACGGUUUAAUACGUCUAAAAUCGUAAUCAAUAAAUUAUUAUAUUUACUUAAAACAAGCGUGUAUAAUUAUAAAAAUCUUUGCCACCAUUAGUAAUUAGCUUUAUAUCGUAAAUGACUUACUAAUUAGAUAGUGUUGACAAAAUAUCGAAUAUUUUUGUCAGUUUAACAUGAGUGUUUUGGUGUGAGUAAAGGUGAAAAACGUUUCUGUGUAUUUAAAAUGGAUACAAUUAAGGUCGUUGGUGAUUAUGUCAGAGAAAGGUCACCUUUUUCGCUGGACACAUGGUUCGGAAGGCCGAAGAAAGCUGGCGGGGGCAUGGAGCGUGGGUACGAUACGGUUCCCCGGGCUGAGUUGCGUGGUGAUGAGGAGCCUCCUUUGGAGUAUAAGAGCAAGAUUGACGCCCUUGAUGAUGAACAGUUGGAGAGCCGAUUUGAGGAGAUGCUGACGGAUAUGAAUAUAGGUGAGAAGAAGAAGGAGCCGUUAAGAAAAUAUUCAAGUGACCAGAAGAAAAAAAUGUUGGUCGCGUAUAAGUUUGUCAAUACACAGGAAGGUCGUUCGAAAUUUGAAAAGCCAUCAGACUACGUGACCUACCUCAAUCAGCCAGAGUUAUCAGUUGGGAAGUUGCACAGUUGUUUGGAGAAUUUACGUAUUUCACUAACGAACAACCCGCUGUCUUGGAUCGAGGAGUUUGGUACUAAGGGAAUUGAGAGUUUGCUGACCACACUCAAUGUUUGUUAUACUAAUGGAAGUGGUUUUUAUCGUGAUUCCCGUUACGAUCGCGUUCAAUACGAGUGUAUCCGAUGUUUGUCAGCUAUUUUAAACAAUACGGUCGGUAUUCGAGCUGUGUUUGAAUGUCGGGAGGCCUUGCCGGUACUGGCUAGAAGUCUGGAUGCAAGGAAACCCCAUUGUGCCUUGGAAGCUGCUAAGGUCCUAGCUGCAAUAUGUUUGAUACCGAAUGGCCACGAAAAAGUCCUAGAAGCGAUCACAAUGGCCGGCGAGUCGAGUCGAAAACCAAGAUUGCUACCCAUUGUGGAGGGACUUCAUCCCAAAGCGCCUGAGAGUUUAAAGAACGGCUGCAUGCAACUGAUGAAUGCAAUAAUAACUGAGCCAGAGGAAUUGGAGUUUCGAAUGCAUUUGAGAAGCGAAUUUAUGAGAACUGGACUUUAUGAUCUGAUUGAGGAUUUAAGAGCGGGUGCGGAAGAUGGCGGUCGUCUGAUUCAAAUGAACGUCUUUGAUACGUAUGCUACUGCGGACCAAGAGGAGUUUCUCGCUAAGUUUGAUGAUGUCAGAGUUGACUUCCAAGACGUGAACGAGUGCUUCGAGCUGGUGAAGAAUCUGGUACUGGAAACUCCAGCAGAACCGUUCUUGCUCUCCAUAUUACAACACCUGCUAUUCAUCAGAGAUGAUGAGCUUAUAAGACCUGCGUACUACAAACUAAUAGAGGAAUGUGUAACUCAAAUAGUGUUACACAAAAAUGGCUACGACCCCGACUUCAGACUGACACAACGAUUCAAUAUUGAUGUACAGCCUUUGAUUGACGGACUUAUUGAAAAGUCUAGAGCAGAGGAAGAAAAGAAGCUCGAAGAGUUGAAAAGUAAACUGGAGGUGGCCAUCUCGGCCCGACAGGAAGCAGAGGCCAGGGUGACGCAUCUAGAAGAGAGGAUGAAAAGUAUAUCUACGCCGAGUGGGCCUGGUGGAGUGUCUCAGGGAAAUAUCGCUGCUAUUGCUAAGGCAAUCGGCAGCCCCGGAGGUCCACCCCCACCGCCGCCGCCGCCUAUGCCUGGAGGAGGGCCACCGCCACCGCCGCCGCCACCAUUCCCCUCAGGUGGUCCCGCGCCACCACCUCCGCCUCCUAUGCCUUCAGGAGGGUCAGGGCCACCGCCGCCCCCCUUCCCAGGAAUGGGGGGUCCACCACCGCCCCCUAUGCCAGGAAUGGGUCCGCCACCACCUCCUCCUCCUCCAGGGAUGGGACCAAGACCACCUCCCCCGCCGGGAGGCUUCAUGGCGCCUAGGAUGCCUCAACCAGAUAUCCUACCUCAUGGUUUGAAGCCUAAGAAGAAGUGGGAGGUUGAAGGACCCCUGAAACGUGCCAACUGGAAAACUAUUGUGCCACAAAAAAUGUCCGAAAAGGCUUUUUGGGUUAAGGUACAAGAAGAUAAAUUGGCGUCACCAGAUAUCCUAAGUGGUCUGGCAUUGAAAUUCUCAAGUAAACCAGUUGCUAAGAGAAACGAGGAUGCUGUCGAUAAGGUGCACACACUAAAAAAAGUGAAAGAUUUGAAAGUGCUGGAUUCAAAGGCUGCUCAAAAUCUGUCGAUCCUUUUGGGUGGUUCGCUCAAACAUAUGUCGUACGAACACAUACGUACGUGUAUCUUAAAGUGCGAUACUACAGUGCUCACGGCAAAUGUUUUGGAUCUCUUGAUACAGUACUUACCUCCAGCAGACCAGUUAAAGAAACUGGCUGAACUUAAAUGUAAGAGUCAAGAACUGACUGAAGCUGAACAGUUUGCGGCGACAGUUGCAGAUAUUAAACGAUUGGUGCCGCGAUUAAGGAGUUUAGCCUUUAAAGAACACUAUAGGGAGAUAAUAUCAGAAGUUAAGCCGGAUAUAGUGUCAGGCACGGCAGCCUGUGAGGAAGUAAAGUCGAGCGGCAAGUUUUCCAAAAUCCUUGAACUUCUGCUUCUAUUGGGUAACUAUAUGAACACGGGGUCAAAUAACGCUGGCGCUUUCGGAUUCGAGAUCAGUUUCCUUACCAAGUUAACAGCCACAAAAGACUUGGAGAACAAGCAGACAUUGUUACACUAUUUAGUGGAUACGAUAGAACAGAAAUUCCCCGACGUACUUAAUUUUGCGGAGGAGAUGCCUCAUAUUGACAGGGCAGCGAGAGUGUCAAUGGAGAGUCUACAAAAAUCGUUAAAGAAAAUGGAAAAUGACAUUCGCGCUUUGGAGACGGAUCUGAACAACGCGCGGGUACAACAGAGCCCUGACGACUUGUUCAACGAGUCUAUGAGCAGUUUUGCCGUUGAAGCACGUGAGCAAUGCGACCUUCUCCACUCGAUGUUUAGGAAAAUGGAGACAUUGUACAAGGGAAUAGCGGAGUACUACGUGUUCGAUCCUCAGAAAUAUACGCUAGAGGAAUUCUUCUCGGAUAUCAAGACGUUCAAGGAUUCUUUUGCAGCGGCAUAUCAAGACAACGUAGUAAUAAGAGAGACGGAAGAGAGAGCUAGAAGAGCAAGAGAAGCUCGUGCUACAGCUGAAAGAGAAAGAAGAGAUCGCCAACAUCGGUACAAGCAGUUUGUAGACAUGGAACAUGCACAGGACGGUGUUAUGGAUAGUUUGAUGGAAGCGUUACAGAGUGGUUCAGCGUUCAGCAGAGAACGGCCCAGAAAGAAAGCCAAUCCCAGAGUUGCAGGAGAGGACACAAGCCAGGAGGAGAGUUUAGUGCAAGCGAUUUUGCACCGUAUUGCAGCUGAGCGAAGAGCGCAGUUGAACCGUUCAAGAUCGAGGUCCGGUUUAACCGGACCGCUUACGACUAGAGAAUUAACGAAUGAGUUGCUGAGCAACGCGUGAUGUCAUCAAUCAGUGAUAUUAGUGUAUUAUUAACUAGUUGUUAAGUCAAUCGAAUGUCAUGGCCUACUUGUACUUUUUAAUCUGUGUACGCGGUUCUAUCUGUCGAUGUCACAUGUCUAUUUCAAAAAUGUGAUAUUUUUUUUAAUUUUAUGGUCUGGUAACAAAAUUUAAUAAAAUGUAGAAGACAAAAAUUACAAAUAGAGGUUGGAAAAAGUUAGCCAAUUGUCAAUCAUAAUACAACUGCUUGAUAAAGAUAUUCAAACAAAAGUUGUUCAAGCUACCUGAAGUAUACAAGUACUGCCGUCAUGGUUACUUGCCGGAGUAGUUACUUUGAAAUUUUCUGUGUUGUAAAAUACAAGAAUAGAAAUACAAACCUUCUCAAAAUAGUUCUUAUAAUAUUAUAGUGUCAGUGGCGGAACUCUCGGUUUUGAAAUCAACGCUGCGUAUAUAUUCGUUAAUACUAUAGAUGUUACAGAGUACCCACGCAGUUUAAUAUUUUCUAUAGCACUGACCAAUCAGCAGAAUACGAAUGAAUAGAAAUGAUGAUCCUUAAUUCGAUUUACGCAAUUAAUAAAUCCAGUUUUUAGAACUUUCGUACAAAUAUAAUGUUUGACACUACUAAAGAAAUGGCAAUGUCGUAUUUUAUCAUCGUCAAUCAUCAAUCGCGAAGAAUCUGAAAUCCAAAAUUAAUUAUUAAAAUCAUAAGUUUUUCGUUUUUCUCACUUUAAAGUGCGAUUGGUAAUGUCGAUAGGUCAAAAAAGAAACAUAUCAAAGACAAAUAGAAGCGCGUACUCACCCGCCAGAGGGCUCUUCCAACAGGUGUAUUAUAUUAUUUGUCUCAGACUUGUAAGGCAAAGGAGUAUCAGUAAACAUUAGAUUUUAAAUAUUACGAAAACGAACAAUCAUAAAAUAAUAUUAGAAAAUUUUUAUAGAACAAAAUGCUAGUAAAAAUAAUUACGAGGAAAAAUCAUAAAACUCAAAUUCCACAAAAAAAAUCCGGGGCUUAUGAAGUUUUUUUAAUAAAAAUUAGCCUAUUUAUAUUUUUGCCUAAUUAUUGAAAUCUUGUAUGGAAUAUUUGUAUACAAAAACAAGGAUUUAUACAUUUGUCUAAUGGUUACUGACUCGACUUACUAUGAAUAGUCUGUAUAAUUAAGAGUUUUUUUUGUAAAUCUCGCAGUAAUGUUUAGAUGCUUGUAUAGGCUGUAUUGAAGCUGUCUAUAAAAUUGGUUAAAAUAUGUCCUUGUCUAAAUAGUUCGUGUCUAUUCCGAAAAAAUUAGGAUCUAUUUGCAUUGUAUAUUUUGGAUUUUUCGUAUGAAUCUCAUAAUUUUUUUUUAAAUAUUUUAUAGACAGCUCAUUUAUUUCGAUGCAAUUUAAUUUAUUACAGUAUUUAAACUGUCCAAUAUGAAAUAAUAAUUUCGUCCAACGUUCAAAUGUAUCGCACAAUAAAGCGAAUUAUACACUUUAUUUAUUUUGGUUUAAUAACAUUUAUACAAAUAAGUUAUAAUGUGUAUAAACAUGAGUUUUAAAUAGAUUAAUAGAACUAUGAAUUUUAAAGGAUUAUUAUUUGAUGUUAUGUUUUUAAAUGUAGCAUUUUAAUCGCUCUUUGAGAUACACAAACAAAUUAGCUGUAAGAUUUUUUAAAAAUAAAAUAUGCUUUUUAAAUAAUAAAAAAAAUAUUGAAUUAAUUGUUACAUUAGAAUUUCUUAUUUUAGUUGUGAUUUUUUAAUGAAGCCAUAGUAACACUGGAAACCGGUUUGAUGCUGAUUAAAAUAGGAUUAAAAAGAGAUACAGUGAUUGCAUGGUCAAUUUUGGUACUUAUAAUUUACUUUGCAGUUUAGUUAUAUUUGGACAAAAAUCGUAAGCUCUUGAUGAGAUAAAUUAUAACUCUUGAUCAUUAAUGUAGCGAAAUGUGAUUUAAUCUGUUAAAUUCUAAUUAUUUUUACACAAUACCUUUCCGAACAUCGUAACAUAGGUUUUUUUAUGACUUAAUAUAAAUAGCAGUCGCACAACACGUGUUAACUAACGAAUUCUUUAAGAUUUCUGGCCUAAUUCAUAAACGUAAUAUGAACAGCAAUAUAGAAUUAAAAAUUCUUUCAAUACCAAUUUUUACUAAUUUUUAAUACUGUUUUAUUCUUGCUAUGUACUCGUAAAUAAAAGAUAAUUUAGACUUUAGUAUAAAACGUGAUCUGUACCAUGUUUGUUACCAUGGUUACCAUACUUCUUACAUGAACUCUGCAACUGUGGUAACACAAGGUACUAUUUUAAGUCCACUUUUUAUUAUAAGGCGAGGCGGGUAAUACGUUUAUGAAAAAGCAUGAAUAACAAGUGUAUAGUUCGCUCAAAUGUAUUUAAUAUAAAUUAAUAAAACAAUAUUUAUAAUAACUGGAUAUAUACAGCAUAUUUUAAGGUUCUGUUAUUUUGUUUUUACUUAGAUUUUCGUGUCUAAAUUGAAAAUUUUGUCUUAUUAAAAAUGUAUUUGUAAUAAAGACUGUUAUUCUAACGGCCAUAUGUCUGCUUUGACUGAAAUUCGCGUCCCUAAAUAUUAAAAAACACCUUGGUCUUAUACGCCUAACCAACGAAGACCACAUGUUUUUCAAAACUGUUUAUGAAUUUGGUCAUUUUAUCGUAAUCGCUUUUGUAGAUCGUAUGUUAUAUACUAAUUAUAUAAUGUAAAUAUAUUUUUGUAAAAUGUUACAUUUUUUGAUUAAUUACAAUGUUUUUAAAACUA